AUGCCUCAUUCUGCGUUACUCGAAUUAGCCAUCCGCCAGUUUAUGACUGGUGGUGUACGUCUCCUUGACGCUCUAUCGACAUUCACUGCCACUGAACUCACAACCUACAACGACUUCGUCACUCUCACCAUCAUCCCCUCACCCUCAAACGACUCAUUACCGCACCAGAAGUUAUCUGUUUUGCCCGAAGUCCCGAUCCUUGGAGACCUCUUAGACAACCUUUACGACUUUGCGACCCUCGAGCAGACGCAUCUCCUGCCCUUGCGACUCCUCUCGCCUCAUACCCGCUACUAUGUACGAGAGAUGCGCAUUUUGGCAUACAGCCAACUUCUCGAGUCCUACCGCAGCCUCACUCUUGAAAGCCUUAGCGGUGCAUUCGGCGUCAGCGUCGAGUUUGUUGACAGGCAUGUGUUAUCUGCACGUGUCUUUGUGCACGGUCCUCAAUAUGCUCUGACCUUGUUCUUGCAGAAAGCCCUUCAUCCUCUCGCUUGCUUGAUGUCAGGACCUUUGUCAAUGGCAUCCGGCUGUCAUCGGACAUAUUGGGCAAACGGCACGUCAACCGAAACGACAGGCUGUGCAAGCCGUUGA
Messenger RNA from Suillus discolor, 588 nucleotides. RefSeq lists its product as uncharacterized. The coding region runs from base 1 to 588 and encodes 195 amino acids. Gene Ontology annotation, cellular component: proteasome regulatory particle. Gene Ontology annotation, biological process: proteasome-mediated ubiquitin-dependent protein catabolic process. The transcript is spliced from 3 exons. Lineage: Eukaryota; Fungi; Basidiomycota; Agaricomycetes; Boletales; Suillaceae. The record is from RefSeq and is a predicted model, not a curated record.